UAACGAGGCUUUGGCUGUUACUGCAGCUGCUGGUGGAAGGUUGUAGCGCAUGAAGCGCUUUUCAGAGCUCUCCUGCAGCAGCAACGACAGCGGUAGCGCAAGCAGAGGGCAGGUUGUAGGUUAGAGGAACCACACCAUACAGAGACAUAGACAGCAGCAACAGCAAGACCUUGAAUUCUCAAUUUAUUAAUACUUCCGUUUUCAACAUGGCUGAUCAGUCUUUGGACAACGGCGACGAUAACACUGUGCGUUUUGCCAGGAAAGGUGCUUUGAGACAGAAGAACGUUCAUGAGGUGAAGGACCACAAGUUCAUUGCCCGCUUUUUCAAGCAGCCGACCUUCUGCAGCCACUGCACUGACUUCAUCUGGGGAUUUGGAAAGCAGGGAUUCCAGUGUCAAGUUUGCUGCUUUGUUGUACACAAACGCUGCCAUGAAUUUGUCACUUUCUCUUGCCCGGGAGCAGAUAAAGGACCAGAUUCAGAUGAUCCAAGAAGUAAACACAGGUUUAAGAUACACAGUUACUCCAGCCCUACAUUUUGUGACCACUGUGGGUCAUUGCUGUAUGGCCUCAUCCACCAAGGGAUGAAAUGUGACAAUUGUAUGAUGAAUGUUCAUAAACACUGUGUGGCUAACGUUCCUAGCCUGUGUGGAACAGACCAUACUGAGCGAAGAGGCCGUCUGUACAUCAAAGCUGAAAUAGAAAAUGACAUAUUAACAGUUCUAGUAAAGGAAGGAAAGAAUCUAGUUCCUAUGGAUCCAAAUGGCUCAUCUGACCCGUAUGUGAAACUUAAAUUAAUUCCUGAUCCAAAAAGUGAAAGCAAGCAGAAGACAAAGACGAUUAAAUGUUCCCUCAAUCCAGAAUGGAAUGAAAUGUUUAAAUUCAAUCUAAAAGAGUCUGACAAAGACCGAAGGCUGUCCGUUGAGGUGUGGGACUGGGAUUUGACGAGCAGAAAUGACUUCAUGGGAUCGCUCUCAUUUGGGAUCUCAGAACUACAGAAAGCUGGAGUCUGUGGCUGGUAUAAAUUACUGAGUCAGGAGGAGGGGGAGUACUUCAAUGUCCCAGUUCCACCAGAAGGAGAAGAAGGAAAUGAAGAACUCCGGCAAAAAUUUGAGAGAGCUAAAAUCGGGCCAGGUGCUAAAGCAGCAGAGGACAAGAUUGCAAAUGCAGCUAAGUUCGACAACAAUGGCAACAGAGAUCGGGUGAAGCUGUCUGACUUUAACUUUCUCAUGGUGCUAGGGAAAGGUAGUUUUGGAAAGGUUUUGUUGACUGAGCGAAAAGGUACAGAUGAACUAUAUGCAGUAAAGGUUCUCAAAAAGGAUAUUGUUAUACAAGAUGAUGAUGUCGAGUGUACCAUGGUGGAAAAGCGAGUACUUGCAGUUUCCGGCAAACCACCUUUCUUAACGCAGCUUCAUUCUUGCUUCCAGACAAUGGAGCGUUUAUAUUUUGUUAUGGAAUAUAUCAACGGUGGAGACCUCAUGUAUCAUAUUCAGCAGUGCGGCCGAUUCAAAGAGCCUCAUGCAGUGUUCUAUGCAGCAGAGAUUGCGAUUGGAUUGUUCUUUUUGCACAACAAGGGCAUAAUUUAUCGAGACUUAAAACUGGAUAAUGUAAUGCUGGACUCUGAAGGACACAUAAAAAUUGCAGAUUUUGGCAUGUGUAAAGAAAAUAUGUGGGAGUCUAUUACAACCAAGACAUUCUGUGGCACACCUGAUUACAUUGCACCUGAGAUAAUAGCUUACCAGCCAUAUGGAAAAUCCGUAGAUUGGUGGGCUUAUGGAGUGUUGCUUUAUGAAAUGCUAUCUGGACAGCCACCUUUUGAUGGAGAAGAUGAAGAUGAGCUUUUCCAGUCGAUAAUGGAGCAUAAUGUUACCUACCCCAAAUCCAUGUCUAAAGAAGCUGUAGCCAUCUGCAAAGGGCUUAUGACUAAGCAUCCUGGCAAGCGACUUGGAUGUGGACCUGAAGGUGAACGAGACAUCAAGGAGCAUGCGUUUUUCCGAUAUAUUGAUUGGGAGAAGCUUGAAAACUUGGAGAUUCAACCUCCAUUCAAACCAAAGGCUUGUGGACGAAAUGCUGAAAACUUCGACCGAUUUUUCACCCGCCAUCCACCAGUGUUAACACCGCCUGACCAGGACGUUAUCAUGAACCUUGACCAAUCAGAAUUCGAGGGAUUUACUUUUGUUAACUCUCAGUUUGCUAAAACUGAGAUCAAGACUUAAGCAGAUCCAUGUCCAUCAUGCUGUUGGGGACUUAACCUUCAUUGAAACCGCUAUUAUGGUUGCGAUAAAAAAGUGUUACAUACAUUUUUCAUAGCAUCACUUCAUACAUUAGGAAUGAAAUGAUUUCUUAAACUGCAUGAGUGUCCAUAAUUAAAAACUCAGUGCUUCUUGUCAGAAAGAAGACUUAAUGCAACAAUCUGCCAUCAGUUGUUUAUUAAUAUCAUCAUCAUCAUCAUCAUCACUGGCAAAGACACUGAGUAUUUUUUUAUUUUUUUUUUAUACAUGUUCUUGGGUCUUUCUUUAAAAUUGAUGAACACAUGAAACAUUUUAUUCUCCAGCCUGUAGGGUUUCUGCAUUAAAAUUGAUGCACCUGCAUGUGCCAGUUCCAACAUAUCAACAUGUCUAAUUCUACCUGUCUUGUAACUGGCAUGUGCUGUUUCAGACCAAAUGCUGUACCAGUGUUGUAGAAAUAUUAGAAAUUAAUGACAGGAUUAUCCACUGGCCCUAAUUUUAACAGCAGCAGGUUUUACAUUGAUUAUGACCUCAGACUGGCACCGGGUCAUAGCAGAUAGUUUGCAAAUGGCUUCUUUCUGAAGUCUAGAAGUACCUGGUCACCUAAAUAAAGUUUUGCAUGGUUUUACACUGGACCAUAUCAUAUGCUAAGACAUUUAUAAUUGCCAAAUUUAUUGUUGUGUUUAUUACUUAGCAUUUUUUUAAAAGAAUGGUAAGGUGUCAAAUAGUGUUUAAUACGGUUAUAAAAUAUAUAUGUAUGAUAAGACGUAUAGCAUUGUACAAUCUUAAACAGAAUUUUAAUGUUUUUUGCACUAACAGAGACUACUUAUGAAUGCAGUUUUGAUAUUUGAAUUGUAUAAAUAAUGAUUUGCACGGGACAGAUGAAACUAACAAUAACUUUCUGUUAUUCCUGCAGAAAAAAAUGUUUAACUUUUUUUCCUUUCUCGUGGAAUGCUCACGUUUGUGUUAAUGUUUCUGUGCUUGUUUGAUGUUCCCUGUGCCAAAACAUUUUCCAUUGCUGAUAAACAAAUAAACUGAACAAACAUUUUACAGAAA
Molecule: messenger RNA, 3281 nt
Organism: Protopterus annectens (West African lungfish)
Lineage: Eukaryota; Metazoa; Chordata; Ceratodontiformes; Protopteridae
Gene: PRKCB
Product: protein kinase C beta
Exons: 17
Coding region: 207-2213 (668 amino acids)
Biological process (GO): protein phosphorylation
Molecular function (GO): zinc ion binding; diacylglycerol-dependent serine/threonine kinase activity; ATP binding
Source: RefSeq, a predicted model, not a curated record